This is a messenger RNA of Eruca vesicaria subsp. sativa (arugula), 2494 nucleotides long. NCBI's taxonomy places the organism in Eukaryota, Viridiplantae, Streptophyta, Magnoliopsida, Brassicales, Brassicaceae. The record is from the annotation of a GenBank genome assembly.
AAAAUCAGAACCCUAGAUUUCUUCUGGAGCUAAGAUUUUGAAUUUCAAUGCUUGUUUGUUUCUUACGGGUGAUUCAACGAUGAUCUUAGACGAGACGAAUCGAAAGAAUCUCAUCUUCCUCAUCUUACAGUUCCUUCACGAAGAGGGCUUUCAGGAAAGCUUACACUUAUUGGAGCAGGAUUCAGGCGUUUUCUUCGAUUUUAGCUACUUCUCCGGUGCUAUCCUCAAUGGUAACUGGAAACACGCAGAGGACUAUCUUUCAGCAUUCACUGCUCCAAAUGCUAAUACAUUCUCUAGGAAGAUGUUCGUUGACUUGUACAAGUGGAAGUUUUCUGAAGCAUCUGAUAGAAGUGGUGGCUCUGAAUCUGUCAACAGUUUCUCCAAGGACUUGAGACGGAUUCCUUUUUUCAAAGAUGAUGGCUUUGAGGAUUUGGUUGAGGUGAUUGCUGUAAAUGAUAUAAGGCAAGGAUUAAGAUAUAUUAAAAUCUCUGAGCAAACUGGUUGCGUGGACAAAUCAUUGGUUAGAGCUAAUUUGUGUGUUUGUCUCCGCAAACUAGCAGAAAGCAAUCCUUCUUUAUGUGGCAAACUUGUCUUUCCCAAUUUGAACAAAUCCGCAUUGCUAUCCCUUAUCUCCCUCAUUUGUUCAAAUUCUAACGGUAGAAUGGGAGGUCUGAAGGAAGAUCUCAUUCGCUUAAUACUUCAAUUUCUCCAUGAAGCAAAGUACAAGAACACUUUGCAUAGAUUAGAGCAAGAAACAAAAGUCUUCUUCAACUUAAACUAUCUGGCUGAAGUGAUGAAGCUCAGUGAAAUGCGAAAAGCUGAAGAAUACCUAGCAGCUUUUACAAACAGGCACGCGAAUAAAUACUCAACGGCCAUGUUUCUUGAACUUCAGAAACUGAAAUGUGCAGAAUCCGCACCAUGGUUAGCUAAAACCCUAUCUGGAUCUCUUGAUAACACGUUGCAGAAGACAAAACUACAUAUGUCUGUUGCCAUGCUAGCCAAGAAGAAUCCAGCACUGAAAGAUAAACUCAGCUUUCCUGAGAUGAAAAAAUCAAGACUUUUAACACUGAUGAAGCAGACUAUGGACUGGUGGAGACCUCAUUCAUGCAAUAAUUCUAAGUCUCUGGAAAAUAUCCCAGUAGUACCGUUCCUUUUUGGCGCACCAUCCGAAUUCAGCAGAACAGGGCCAAGAACGAAGGUUGGUAACUGCAAACUUAAGGAAAUCAAUGGUCCAUCCGAGUGCAGUGCAUUAGUUCUUCCUAAUUAUUGGUCAGGUGAAAGGAUUGCAUUUUUGACAUAUUCCCCUUCUGGAGAUUACAUACUGGCUUUGGCAGAUGACGCCACACAUAAACUCUGGACGUGGUCAACAGGCCAAAAUGAACUCUUCAAGCAUACUCCUCGAAUAUUGAAGGAAGAUAUCUUUCCGAAACCACGAUUACAUCAGCCUAUGAGUGGGGAAACUAUGAAAAACGAAAUAGCCACCUCUGUUGAGGAUUCAACGUCUUGCUUUGCGAUCAAGGGCUCUUAUCUUUUCUCUACUUCAGGAGGAAAAAUAGCAGUUUUUGAUCUGAAGAGUUUUGAGAGGCUGGCUGCCUUUGGAAGUCCUGUUAAACCUACGGCUACGUAUUUUAUAUUUAUUCCGGGUGAUUUACUCGCCGUUGGGCUAGAUGAUGGCUCUAUCCUCAUCCAUUGCUUAUCCUUGAGAAAGAUCAAAGAAAAGUUGGACGGCCAUGAUCAGAGAAUAACCUGCUUAGCAUUUUCGCGCUGUUUUAAUGUCCUCGUCUCAUCAGGAGCUGAUGGAAAGCUCUGUGUUUGGACCGCAAAAAGCUGGGUAAAGCUAACAAGUAUUGACUCAACUCAUAACUUUUGCACCCGGCGUAACAAUAUGUCCUCUCUAGUUACACAAAUCCUGUUUGACCCGUAUCAGAUCGAGCUACUCGUUGUCCAAGAUAAGUGGAUAAGUAGACACGCAGCUCCAACUUUAGAUUGCCUUAGGCAGUGGGUUCCUGAUGAAUCUGAAGCUGCAAUAACUUCUGCUACAUACUCUUCUGAUGGCGAGGUCAUUUAUGUUGGCUUUAGAAGUGAGUCUAUAAAAAUUCUCGACUCCGAUACAUUUCUGAUGAAAUGUCGAAUCAAUCUGACUUGUUUUACUCAAGCCAUCCCCAGCAACAUGAGGGCCAACGUUUAUCCAGCUGUUUUAGCGGCUCAUCCAACACAUACGAGCCAGAUCUCUGUUGGGCUUAGUAGCGGUAAGGUUAUCGUUCUUCAGCCCUUGGGGAGAGGAGGAUGGGGUGAAGCAGCUGCACUUGAAGACGAUCUAGAUAAUUCUGAUGGCUCAGAGCAUUGUUACUGACCGUUGACAACAUAGACUGCCUUAGUUUUUUUUGUAUGUCCAUCUUCCUACUGCGUUUUACUGUUCUUUUGGAUGUGUUCUGUGUAGGUAAUUCGUAAUUAAUAAAUGUGUCAUUUGUGUAUUAUUCAUCUUAAAUCAUCG